AGGCGGCGUCCCGAAUAUCUGCCCAGGGCGAGGACUUGGCGUCGCAACGAGCCCAAAAGGACACCCUACACCUCCAGAGAGCCUUGGCUUUGCGGGAGUAAAGGGUCUCCUGGGGCAUCCACACCAGGGACUCUUAGUUUGAAAGGAACCUAUGACUCACCCCCUGGGUUGAGAGCGGGGUGGAGAUUAUGCCUAAGAGGAGCUCUGCUGCACAAACACAUUUCACGGUCAGCUUUUCUGCUGCUUGGCUUCGUCCACUUUCCCCACCAAAGAACCUUCAGAUACUCUCAGAGUGCUUUACGGAUAACCCAAAUGAGUGCUAAUCAUCAUGCCAGUGGAAUGGAAAAAUCAAGCGAUCAAGAAUCUCUGCAGUUGACUGAAAACCUUACUACCUGCACAACCCAUGAUCUGGGGGAAGGCAAGUCAAAACAGAACAGCCACACUCUUACUAUUUCUCCACAAUUCAGAAAUCACGACACAGAGCGCAGAUAUUCCUCUCAUCCAGGAAGUCCACAAUGUUCAAAUACUCCUGAAGAAGCUCAAGGCAUUUUCUUCCAAGCAGGGGGUAAACGAAAUCAAGACUACUAUACUACCCAGGAUCAAUUUGGACAUAGUUGCAACAGCGUGAACACCAGUCCACAGUUCCAAGCACCAGAGAAAGUGACUCUUGUCGUGGAUGGCACUAGAUUUGUUGUAAAUCCCCAGAUUUUUACAGCUCAUCCUGAUACAAUGUUGGGACGAAUGUUUGGGCCAGGACGAGAAUACAACUUCACUCGGCCAAAUGAGAAGGGGGAAUAUGAAAUUGCAGAUGGAAUCAGCUCCACGGUUUUCCGGACUGUGCUGGAUUAUUACAAAACUGGAGUCAUUAACUGUCCUGAUGGGAUUUCUAUUCCUGAUCUCCGAGACACGUGUGACUAUCUUUGCAUCAACUUUGACUUUGACACAAUCAAAUGUCAAGAUUUAAGUGCAUUAUUGCAUGAAUUGUCUAAUGAUGGGGCUCACAAGCAGUUUGACAGCUAUCUAGAAGAGCUCAUUCUCCCUAUAAUGGUGGGCAGUGCCAAGAAAGGAGAACGAGAAUGCCACAUUGUGGUAUUAACUGAAGAAGACAUAGUGGACUGGGAUGAAGACUAUCCACCUCCAAUGGGAGAGGAAUACUCACAAAUUGUCUAUAGCAAUAAGCUGUAUAGAUUCUUCAAGUAUAUUGAGAAUCGGGAUGUGGCAAAAGCUGUGCUGAAAGAACGUGGCCUGAAAAACAUUCGGAUUGGCAUUGAAGGCUAUCCCACCUGUAAAGAGAAAGUGAAGAGGCGUUCUGGAGGGCGCUCAGAAGUUAUCUACAACUAUGUGCAACGUCCAUUCAUCCAGAUGUCUUGGGAAAAGGAAGAGGGGAAAAGUCGCCAUGUUGAUUUCCAGUGUGUUAGAAGCAAAUCCUUAACAAACCUUGUGGCGGUGGGUGCAGAUGUAGCAGAAGACCAGGAGAUUGUGCUCCAUCACCCUCCCCAGGUAGAUGAACUUGACAGGCUAAAUGCCCCAUUUUCUCAAAUGGAUUCUAACACUCUACCAGAUUAGUAUUUUAGUUUACUGCAAAGGUGUCUCGACAGAUUUGGUUGAUGCGCUGGGUCAGAACUAAAUACCCAGGGUAUCCUGCUAUCAGUCGUCUUGUAACUGGAUCUUUUAUCAGCUAUUUUAUUCAUGAGUGGCUUUAAACAGAUUGGACUGAUAUAAUUUUGCCUGCUUCUGAGCACCCUAAGCAUUCUCCAAAGAGCACCUGGAUCUGAGACUCAGUUCAUACUUCAUCCUUGACAACAUAAGCAACUCAGCUGAAAUGGUAUGUAUUAUCAGCAUCAACUGAAGAUGGUGGAUUGGAUCCAGAUUGGUCAUUCCAUGAAUGGAAAGACUUUCUCUUCCUUGGAAAGCCCUGGAUUUUGAUGGAAGCAAUGUCCAUUCGCUCCUCCUCGUCCCUGCAGACUUCCAUACUUUUGUAGAAGGAUCCCUCCCGCCCCCCACCCUCUGAUCAGUUUUCAGGAGCUAAAAGGCAUUGCAAGGGGGAGACCCAAAAGUUACCUUCUUGCUCCUUCUUUUUUGGGCAAGGGUGGCAGAGUUGGUGGGUGUCAGAUUUGGAUUGCAGCCUGGCAUUUUGAAGGCAUGUAAUAUAUACUGGGACCAAGCUUUAUGGUAGUUGUGAUAUCCGUCCCCCAAUAUUUAUGAGGCAGAAUUCCAACUUGCUAUUUCAAUCUCCAUUGGGAGUCCUGUCUCCUAAAUGGAGCAAUAAAGAUUCUGAGGGAGGAUGCGAAGCCUUGCGACUUCUUUCAAGACAGAUUAGUCCUAUGGGUUACAAUGCCCCAUCCCUAAAGGUAGAUGGAACUCGAUUAAACUUUAAUUCUGAUCCAGUCCUAUUAAUUUUUUCAGCAUUGUUGCAUUUUAAUUACACAGAAUUAAUUCAAGAAAUCCAGAGCUGUUUUCUAACUUUACUCCUUCAGCAGCUCAUAUGUCAAUUUUAUAGACUACUUAAUCUCAGGGAGAUGCUGACUAGAUAACACUAUGUAACACGAUUUUGUUCCUGGGUUAUAAAUAUCAUUUCCUAAUUGGUUCUGUCAUAAAAACGUGGGAAAAGUUUAUUAAACUGCCAAAACAUUGUUUUUGUGGGACAUCCUGCAGCACAUUUUGCUAUAGUUUUUCAAUGACUAUCUCAUAAAAUUUCAACCAAUUCAACAUAGUUUGUGGUAGCCACAAAAAUGAAGUUUUGGGAAUAUAACAACUACUUUCAAAGUAAGUACUAAACAAUUAAACAGGAAAUAACCCUUUCAAACCAGGAACAGAACAUUUUUCAAAUUUUGUUACAUAGUGUAAUGAAAGUGCAUAUGCAGUGCAGAUACAGGGGCGCAGAAUCUCCUAGUCUUGGCUUGCACAAAAAAAAAAUAUGAGCGGAAUACAUUUACAUCUUUUUUUGCAAGCUUCCACUGAACUUACAUAAGCUUUGGCUCUUUAGGAUGGAGAGGGUAGGUUUCAAAGAACCAAAUGCCAGACUGCGAAAUGCUGCAUUUUCAACUCAGGGCAAAGUUAUUAUUGUCCGUGUAAUCUACCUGUAUUAUAUAUAUAUGACAUUUUGUAUACAGUGACUUGUAAAUCCAGGCAGAAAGUGCUGAAUUAGUGAAACCUGCAAAAUACUUUUGAUGUAUACAUGUGCAAAGAACAUCUGUAUUGUUGUGUUGCAGUCUGUAAUUUGUCCUUUCUUUCAAAAGUCCUGUGAUUAAAUAAUACUUUAAGGUUACUGCACCUUUGUGAACCAAAAGACCAGGUGCUUUCUUCUUCAGUGAAGGACUAUCUCUUUGAUCUUCUGAAAUAGUUGCACUGGCAUAAAAGCUGAUAAUGCAGAUGCGUUGCUUAAAAAUUCUGCUUUUUCACCUGCAUAUCCUGGUCACUUCUUCCAUCUAUGUUGCUUCACAGCUUACAUCUUAUAAAAGGAAGCAAUUUGUUCUUGUGUUGCUUUUCCCAGCUUGUAAGGCAGCAUUGAUUAUCUGAAUUGCUUCAGUAUGGGUGCACAGCAUGGUUCAUAGAACAGCUUUAUUUAGAAUGCAUGCAGGAAAAUGUUUCCCAUUUUAAAAAUCCUAUGGAUGAAAGCUGGUCACAUAUCUUGCUACUUUACAUCUUUCCCUGUAUAAGGUGUAUUCUAAUGGGUAGGUUUAAAAGAAAAUGCACAUUCAGUAGGUCAUGUAUGAAGGUUGUUAUCAGAUGGCCUGGCUGAAUGUUUGACCUGGCUGUUCUGUAGUGUCACUGUAAUCAGAGCUAUCAUUCUGUGCUUGUCACCGCAUAAUUGUUAGUUCUAAAACUCGAUCACAUAGCAUUUUCGGCAAAACAAAGAAAAAACAUUUUCUGAUGAAUAACCUUUCUUUUGAAAAAAAUCUAAAGUGUAAUCGGAAACAUAAAUGAUUAGUGUUGGAACAAAGUAUAUGCUGAUGAAUUUGGAGACUUCGGUGCAUCAAAUUAGCAGAAUUACAAAAAUACUUUUGGAGGGGGGAUGUCUGCAAGCACCUCAAUUUUGCAGACUGAAAAGAACAUCUGUUUAGGAUCACACCUGAAACUACUUGAUUUUGCCAGAUACUGAAAAUAGUUUUGCAGACACAAUAGGGGGGAAAACCCAAUUUUACAGUUUUUGAGAAUGAGUUGUCCUAGGCUCCUGUUAUUUUCAAUGAGCUUAUAGUCUCUUUCAAUUACUAUUAGAUACUCAUGUAUAAGUCUAGAAUGUGUAAUCAAAAUCAGCCUAAAUGUUUGGGUUGAUUUAUGCAUGGGUCAAUGUAAGUGCUGUAUCUCAGUUCUUAGUGAAAACGGAACAUUCUCCUUCUCUAAGUGGCAAAAGAGAAGUGUGUAAUCUAUUCUGGAAAAACCUAAAAGCAGCACUGGCUCCCUGUACUCUCUCUGCUGCUGACAUUUUGAAAUCCCUGGGCAGGAAAAAGGCAGCAGUGGUCAGGUGGCUGAAUUGAACCAUUCCAGUGUUAGAUUAGAAAACAAAACCAGAUUAAAUUCAAUAUACUAAAUUGGCAAAGUACGCCAGCUUCAGAUUUGGUACAAUUGCUCUCAAAACACGUUAGCCAUUAACUUCAAGACUAAUCAGCAACAAUUAUAUAAGUCAGUUUUUGAUAGACUGGCUUGCCCUGCUUCUCUUUGGUAGAAACUAAUUCUAUGAACACCGCUAACCUCUUUUUCUGGGAUUUGAGAGAAGCCAUAAUUUUUCCAUAUAACUUUUAAUUAACGUUUUACCCAGUAAUUGUUUGCCAGGUCUACAAUGGUAUCUCCAAAAGCAAGUGUAUGAAGAGUCAGGUGUACAUUUCUAAAAAAUAUAUUAGGAAGCCCUUCAAGUAUAGAAUCCUAUAAUGUUCUAAACAUGUCUGGUUUAGGAUAUUUAUAUUAUAGACAACUAUCCUAAAAUGUGUACAGUAAUGUUACAUUGUAUAUCUGCUGCAAUAGCUAGUGUUGGCACAACAAGCAUAAUCGUCUGGAUCCAUCCUUAAGUGUUUGAUCUAUUAGUCUGCAGCCAAUCAAUUUUUUUGUAACAUGCGAAGCAGUUCUCAAAAUAGGAUUACAAGAAAGGUUUUCAUGCAAGUGGUUGAACUUUAAAUUUGAAGUAUUUAAAGCUUAAUGGAAACGCACAUGUGACAUUGAUACAGUCAGGAUGACUGGCAGAUUGAGGGUAUCUUGGUAAGAUUCUAUUUUUCUUAAUUAAGUCAGAACUUAGAAAAACAGUUCAUACAGGUCCAAAGUUACAUAUAUUUUGCUUUUCUGCACUAAAGACAUUUUACUAUUUACAUGAGAAGGUAACUUUACCAUUUUUAUGACAAAGUCUACUGAAAUUGAGCAUAGAUUUGGUACAGUUGGUCAUCUGUGCAGAUAUGAUUUAACAUUUCUCUCUAGUAAUCUAGAUACUGCAGUGAUUGUUUGGUCAACUUCCACGCUGGAGGACUUAAGAGAUUCCUAAAGAGAACAUCAUUGUAGGUCUUCCAGUAGGAUUCUCUAGUCAACACCCAGCAGAGGAAAGAUCAUGCUGGAAACAACCUAGAAGUUCUUAGAAAGCUGCUGUCUCAGAUAGGUGUCAUCGCAACCCUAACUGCAGUGAAUGUGGAGGGCUUAAUGUAUUUCUGUUAAGGGGAAAUAUUACAUAUGUACUCCUUAACUGCCUUAAAGUACAAAUCAAUAUUUUUCAUUUCAAAAUUAUUUCUAUAUUCCGUAUUUACAAACUCAUAAUUUCUGUAGUUAUUGUUAAUGUAAGAGCAGCUCACAUGCGUUUUCAUACUCUUAAUAAAGUACUUCUGACCUGA
This is a messenger RNA of Anolis carolinensis (green anole), 5810 nucleotides long. RefSeq names its product potassium channel tetramerization domain containing 20 (gene kctd20). The coding region runs from base 313 to 1566 and encodes 417 amino acids. The transcript is spliced from 9 exons. The record is from RefSeq and is a predicted model, not a curated record. Gene Ontology annotation, biological process: positive regulation of phosphorylation. Lineage: Eukaryota; Metazoa; Chordata; Lepidosauria; Squamata; Anolidae. Gene Ontology annotation, cellular component: cytoplasm. Gene Ontology annotation, molecular function: protein binding.